UUUCUCACGGCGUCUUCGUGUUGCCUGAAGAUGGAGUGACCUUUGACCUCGACCUCCUUCAAGACCACCCCCUCCUCAACCGUAUAUCGGAGUGGGAUUAUCCAAUUUUCGAUCUCCAGGAUAUGGCAGGCAACUUAAUACUCAGUCAGCUGUGUUAUCAAGUGUUUUCCGAAGUAGGACUUUUCGAGACCUUCAAGAUCCCGACCAAGGAAUUCCUCAAUUAUUUCCAUGCUCUGGAACUCGGAUACAGAGACAUCCCCUAUCACAACAGAACUCACGCAUCCGACGUUCUGCACUCUGUCUACUACCUCACUUCCCAGCCCAUCCCCGGCUUCAUCAUGCUGCCGCCUGAACCGAUCUCGCCAACGGACAAGCACGAUGAGGUCUGCGGCUCGCCCCGCCUGGUCCACCGCCAGAGCUUCACCGCCGAGGACACCUACGGCAUCCUGGGUGCCAACCUGCCUGCCCUGGAGCUCAUGGCACUCUACACGGCCGCUGCCAUGCACGACUACGACCACCCCGGUCGUACGAAAGCUUUCCUUGUGACCACCAAUGCACCCCAAGCGGUUCUGUACAAUGACCGCAGCGUCUUGGAGAACCACCACGCCGCCGCAGCCUGGUCUCUCUUCCUCCGAAGCCCGAGUACACUUCCCCUCACUCACUUGGACAGAGCCGAUUUUCAACGCUUCAGGUUCCGGGUGAUCGAGGCAAUUCUGGCGACGGAUCUAAAGAGGCACUUUGAGAUACUGGCGGAAUUCAAUGCCAGGCCAACGAACCCGACGCCCCGGUUUAGACUGAGCUCGGAGACGGACCGCCUCCUCGCCCUCCAGAUGUGCAUCAAACUCGCCGACAACGGACCUUGCAAGGCGCUCGACAUACACACGCAGUGGACGCGCAGAAUCGCCGAGGAAUUUUAUGAACAAGGCGACGAGGAGCAGUCCCUAGGCCUCCCGAUCUCGCCCUACAUGGACCGCACGAAUCCCCAGCUCUCCAAAUUGCAAGAGUCCUUCAUCAACCACCUCGUCGCCCCGCUCUGCAACGCCUACGGGGAGGCGGGCCUGAUGCCGGGCGUGUGGCAAGACUCCUGCGAGGACGACGAGGCUGAACCCAAAUCUCAAGCGGACGAUUUUUUCCCUGACGAGGACGAGGACGAUCCCCCCCACCACGGACGCACGCGCAAGAUCUUCUGCUUGCAAACGCAGCACCUGCAGGAGAACCACCAGCACUGGGUGAUAAAAUUAAGGUAA
Molecule: messenger RNA, 1247 nt
Organism: Penaeus monodon (black tiger shrimp)
Lineage: Eukaryota; Metazoa; Arthropoda; Malacostraca; Decapoda; Penaeidae
Product: cGMP-inhibited 3',5'-cyclic phosphodiesterase B-like
Biological process (GO): signal transduction
Molecular function (GO): 3',5'-cyclic-AMP phosphodiesterase activity
Source: RefSeq, a predicted model, not a curated record